ACAAAGUCAUGUCGUCUGACGAGCAUGCUGGUCCUGCUCGGCCCUCCGUUGGGCAAAAAUCAUGGAAAAAAGUCAAUGAGGAGCGGAAAUUGUUGAAAAAGACGUACAAAAAAGAGAACAUCCUUAAAAGGCUGGAAAAGGCGAAGAAAUUAGAAGAACUCAGUAAAGAAGUGAACCAGGAAAGCAACGAACAACUGCGGAAGACAUCGACCGUCAGCAUUGCAGUUCCAGGAUCAAUCCUAGAAAAUGCACAGUCCGCGGAACUUAGGACUUAUUUGGCAGGACAAAUCGCAAGAGCUGCGUGCAUAUUUCAAGUAGAUGAAGUGGUUGUUUUUGAUGAUUUGGGAGUGAGGGAUUUUAAAGAUAACAAAGUGAAAACUGUGGGAUCCGAUACAGACGAGCAGCCCACAACAACUAUCCGCAAAAGUUCUCUUCAGCUUGCACGAAUCUUACAAUACUUAGAAUGCCCACAGUAUCUACGGAAGUUUUUCUUCCCUCUACAUAAUGACUUAAAAUAUUCUGGACUCCUCAAUCCGCUGGACGCACCACACCAUCUCCGACAGCAAAAUGCUUUCAUGUAUCGCGAAGGAAUAGUAACCGACAAAAAAGUGAAAGAAGGAAAAGGGAGCUACGUCAACGUCGGUCUCCUGAACGACGUCUUAGUCGACAAAUGCUUAACACAAGGUCUGCGAGUAACGGUUCGAAUGAAUCCUAAUCAAGAACAUAAAACCAAGAAAUUAAAAGGAAAAAUCGUGUCGCCUUGGGAGCCUCGUGCUAAAACCGGCGUUUACUGGGGAUAUACAAUUCGCGUAGCCAGUUGUCUGUCGCAGAUUUUCACUCAGUCUCCGUACGAGAAAGGAUACGAUCUAACAAUCGGAACUUCAGAUAAGGGCACUCCCAUUACGGAAGUUGCGCCGCGAAGUUACAACUAUGACCAUGCCCUUAUCAUAUUUGGGGGUUUGCAAGGCUUAGAACGAGCCCUUCAAAGUGACUCGCAAUUGGCCGUGGAUGAUCCGCAAUUACUUUUCGAUCACUAUCUGAAUGUUUUACCGAAGCAAGGUUCGCGCACGAUUCGAACAGAAGAAGCUAUUUUGAUUUCCUUGGCAGCGUUGCAGGAGAAGUUUGAUCCUAAAACGAAACCACCUGAGUUUGAUCUACAGAAUUACAUACCGCAAAGUGACGACACGGGAAUGAAGCAAUUCGAACAGAUUAAUGCGAAGACAAAGGUUGUUGAGGAUUUAAGUCGAUUUGAUUAGGAAGCAAGCAUAUGGAAUAUUUUGUAAAUAAAUAUAUAUGUAAAAUUAAA
Molecule: messenger RNA, 1306 nt
Organism: Hermetia illucens (black soldier fly)
Lineage: Eukaryota; Metazoa; Arthropoda; Insecta; Diptera; Stratiomyidae
Product: putative methyltransferase C9orf114
Exons: 3
Coding region: 9-1256 (415 amino acids)
Source: RefSeq, a predicted model, not a curated record